Molecule: messenger RNA, 2116 nt
Organism: Fomitopsis serialis
Lineage: Eukaryota; Fungi; Basidiomycota; Agaricomycetes; Polyporales; Fomitopsidaceae
Exons: 9
Coding region: 142-1845 (567 amino acids)
Molecular function (GO): FAD binding
Source: RefSeq, a predicted model, not a curated record
CCUGACUUUACAGUAUGCUUUGUAGUUGCGAAGAGAUCUUCCCCGCUUCUCAGUGCAAGCCAUUGAAAAGGCUGGGUGUCAGUACAAUGCACUCAGUCGUCCGCUUUCCUUCUCUCCAACAACGACGUCCGAGCUGUUAUCAUGUCGACCGCGAAGCGCAACAUUCAGAAGAUUUGCAACGACUCGAAGGACGGGUCUGUUCUAUAUGAGUUCGGGGGAGAAGGUUACAAGAGCAGUGUCCGCCACUUUUUGGAGAGCAGCACCGACGUCGCUGCGUACGCUGUCCAACCUGGCAGUGAGACUACUCUGGUUGAAAUCAUGAAAGUCAUCGCCAAGGAGAAAGUCCCUUUCGCUGUGAAAGGCGGGGGCCAUGCUAUGUGCCCAGGCUUCAGCUCUACGACCGGUGCUCAAAUUUCCAUGAUGCGGUUCAAGCAAGUCAAAUACGACGAGAAAGCGAAGACACUUGACGUCGGUGCCGGGUGCCUUUGGGACGAGGUCUACAGGGAGGUCGCCAAGUUCAAGCGCAACGUGGUUGGCGGCGCGUCAGCCGACGGCGUUGGCGUGGCCGGCUGGCUGCUCGGAGGCGGAUAUUCGCUCAAGACGAACAAGUACGGGCUCGGGAUUGACAACGUGCUCAAAUACCGGAUCGUCCUCCCCAAUGGCAGGAUUCGUACGGCGACGAAGGACGACAAGGAUACUAAAGACCUCUAUCAGGCCCUGAGGGGCGGGGGCAACAACUUCGGCAUCGUCACCCAGUUCACCUUGAAAACGCACCCUCAGACGGCGACCUUUGGAGCCUCUCUUUCAUUUCCGGGUACCAGGGAAGACAGAGUGAAGGCCGCUAUCGUAAAGUUCGUGAAGGAAGAGUCUAGGCCGGAAGCUGCCAUUGUGUCUGCCUUCAGACACACACUCCGUAACGGAAAACGCGAGUAUAAUAUAUCCGUGCUCUGCGUUUUCGACGCGCCGAGACCGAGCAGAAGGGCAGAUAUCCCAUUCCGGAUGUUCGCCGACCUCAUGAAAGGGAGUGCUUCGUUCACGAGCAAUCCUGUUGGGUGGAACGCUCGUGGUGCCACCACGACCCUUGAAACCCUUCCAGACGCAGAUGUCCAGAACGCAGGCCCUGAGGAUGGCAGCGAUCUUGAGGAAUCUGGUUUCCGCGAAAUGACAGCCGACGAAAUGCACGACAUCAUCUCGCCGUACGACCUGGAGCCUCGUGUGCCCUUCCAGGUGGUGUCGGACCCUGACAUCGAUUCCGCUAUCGAAGAGAAUGCUAGUUUCGCCGUAAGUCCAAGCACGUUGACUGCGAGAGGUGCAUCAAGAGGUGGCCUCACGGCCAUGAAAGGGGUCGGAGAGUUGGCCGCACGCGGUCGCUUCCAUUGCAUCAUGGUUUCGAAAUACACGAAGAAGCUUAUCGAUGCAGUCGCGCGGGAAGCGGAAGCAGCUGCGCAGUCCUUGAAGGCGAAGAACGGGCAGAUGGUCUUGAUCGAUAUCUGGCCGUUCCUUCCAAGCAUCUUUGACAACAGUCCUCGUGGAGCGGCCUGGCCGCACAAGAAGGGCGCUGCAUUUGGACCGCUUCUGGCGUACUUCCGCUGGGAGAAGGCGGAGGACGACAAGUUCUGGCUUCGGAAGAUGAAGACGGCUCUCAAGAACAUCGAGAAGGUAGCCCUCGAAGAGGGUUGCACGACCGGCAAGCUGCCAUACUACUCGAACACUUCCUUGGAGGAUGUGACGGCCAGGAUGAUAUACCGCGACAAUCUCAAGUCGCUCCAGAAGGUCCGGGCCAAGUACGAUCCCGACGAUGUGAUGGGCAAUACCGGAGGCUACAAGAUCCCCCUUCCUAAAUGAUACCCCUCGUUGUUUCCCAACAUGUUUUGAACCGGUCGUUCUCAAUUCGCACCUUGAGGCCGUGUCAUGACAUUCCGUUCCGUGGCGAAUCCGUAGUAUGAUGUCGCUGCGGCUUGGUUUCCGUAACUUGUAAAUAUGCAUCCGACCAGUGCCUCCGACUUACCUCCAACACCCAAUGCGCGAGCGUGGCCUGAGGGCGACGUCGGGAGCGCUCAAUCGGCAUUAUGGAUCGAUUUCAACAUACCAACUAAAUCCAAACAUUGGAUUCGGC